CCGGAGCCUAAUUAUUUGUAUUUUGUAUCCUGCCCGUGCCUUAUUCUACUUCUUUCCUUUUCUUUACCCCCGGCAUUUUAUUGUUGAAAAAUUAUUACCAUAAAUUCUACACUUCUAUCUUGAUCUUUUAAUUUUACUUUUAUUUUAUUGGACAAUUCACCAGACGUUCUUCUUUCGCUGUUCCAUCACAGUGUCUCACCCGGCGUCACCGAACACGGCCAUCUUUCUGCACUCAGCCUCUGCCCCGCCAAAGAAAACAUCCCACCUUGGACAUCUUUUUGGGCCGGCAGACUUGGCCACUUCACCCAACUUUUGCCUCAUCUUCGCUCAUAUUUGCAUCUAAGUCAUGGGCUCUAUUCCUGACAAGACUGUAACCAACACCGCAAACAUGGACGAUCUCGGCUACACCCCCAACAUCAAGGUCUCGGAGCCAUGGACCGUUGAAAAGGCCAUGGAACAUGUCGACAAGGGCAAAUCAUUUGAAGGAACUCCCAUCGCCUUUUUCCACAUCCUCGAACGCCUCAAGACGACCAAGCGCGAGGGCUGGAGACGCUUCGGAAUCAACCGCGGCGAAUCCAUUGCCGAUCACAUGUACCGCAUGUCGCUCAUCUCCAUGUUUGCGCCGCCUACCCUGGCCCCCAAGCUGGACAUGGCCAAGUGCAUGAAGAUGUGUCUCAUCCACGACAUGGCCGAGCUUCUCGUCGGCGACAUUACCCCCGUCGACGGUGUCCCCAAGCCCGAAAAGAGCCGACGCGAAACUACAACCAUGGAAUACUUGACCAAGACGCUUCUCGGCGGCGUUCACAACGGUGUGACGGGCGAACACAUUAUGGAAAUUUGGCAAGAGUACGAGGACUCGCAGACACUCGACAGCCACUUUAUCCACGACGUCGACAAGAUUGAGCUACUACUCCAAAUGAAUGAAUACGAGCGCCGAUCGCAACGAGCCAUCGACCUGGGCGAGUUUGCCUGGGUUUCCAACAAGGUCACACUUCCCGAGAUGAAGGAAUGGGCCGCAGCCUUGGUCAAGGAGCGUGAGGAGUUUUGGGCUGGCCAGACCACCGUGCACGGCCAAAACGGCGUUGAUGGCGGCCUUAACGAGACUGAGAUUGCGCAGAGAGACGAAUACUACAAGCGCGACUGAGCAAUCAGUGACGACAAGAUGGCGUUUUCCUUUGUUAUUACGACGAGCCGCGGGAUAGACGAAAAGACAGAUGGCCGCGGGGCACAAGAUAUCCUUUUAAUGAUGGAACAAUGGGGACCAGAUGUUAGAUUCUUUUUUUCUUUUGUACUUGUGAGACAUGCAGAUAAAUGGCAGUGGUGGCGAGCAUGGCGUGGCGAGUGGAUGGGCACAGAGUUAUGCUGGUGUCUCGCAUGGUGUAGGGCGUUCCUAGCAUAUCCUAUUUUAAUGGCACAAUUGACAAGAUG
Molecule: messenger RNA, 1428 nt
Organism: [Torrubiella] hemipterigena
Lineage: Eukaryota; Fungi; Ascomycota; Sordariomycetes; Hypocreales; Clavicipitaceae
Source: the annotation of a GenBank genome assembly